AUGCACUUUCAGCGCGUCCCUGCUAGAAGUGCCGCCGGCUCGUCCACGCCCGUCUGGGCUGCCGCCACCACGCCCGUGGGGGUGCGCGACUGCCCACUGCACCGCCCGCUCUCCCGCUGCUUCCCUCGCCUGCUUGAGUUCCACGUCGGUGUCAUCGUCGGCAGAGACGAUGACGAGGACACUGAAGAUGUGGCUGAGCAGGUCCUUGAAAGCCUCCAGCCGCACACCAACCUCCAAGAGCUCACAAUUAGAGGCUACGAAGGUAGCGCGUUUCCAGAUUGGAUGCAGGGUUCUUCUUCUCUACCUAGUUUGGUCACGCUGACACUCGAUGGCUGCUGCAACUGCACCCGAUUCCCCACCAUCGCCCAGCUGCCAUCACUCAAGUUCCUGAGCGUACGGAAGAUGUACGACGUGAAGAGGCUAACCAGCAACACACAUGGCACGACCAAGUUCCCAUCUCUGGAGCUGCUAAACCUGUGGGAGAUGUACGGUCUAGAAGAGUUGUUCGAAGCAUCCGAAGGCGACUGCCCUCGCCUGCGCAAAGUCUGCAUCAGCAGGUGCCCGGACCUGAAGAGGCUGCCCUGUGCCCCUUCUUUGACCGAGCUCGUUCUCCACUGCGGCCACCAGCUCCCCGACAUCCCGGAGCUCGCGUCCCUGGUGUCGCUGAAAAUCGAAGGCUUCCACGGUGUCAAGUCGUUCAGCCUGCCGGCGUCCGCAGCGCUGCCGAUGCUCAAGAAGCUGGAGAUCAGGUCCUGCAAGGAGCUCUCGUCAGUGGAGGGGCCGUCGGCGCUGACCACCGUUCAGAGGCUUAAGGUAGCAGGGUGUCCCAAGCUUGUCCUGCCAAGAGCUGAUAGCCUGAGAUCCUGAAGGUAACAACCGGUAUUCAGUUCCUUCAUCAGUAGAAAAGUUCGGUGCUCGUUUCCAUUUUCUUUUGGAUUAUACGGCAGUGUCCUGCACUGUUGAUGUGGUGAUUGAUAUGACAAAUCUGUUCCAGCAAAAGAAGUGUAACAAAAAACUAAAAACAAUGACCAUUGUAAGGUUUGUGAUGGACUUUCCAAGUCUUAUUAUGCCAAAUAUAAAAUUAUAUGUACUAA
Panicum hallii is the source of this 1094-nucleotide messenger RNA. Its product is annotated as putative disease resistance protein RGA1. The coding region runs from base 1 to 867 and encodes 288 amino acids. NCBI's taxonomy places the organism in Eukaryota, Viridiplantae, Streptophyta, Magnoliopsida, Poales, Poaceae. The record is from RefSeq and is a predicted model, not a curated record. The transcript is spliced from 2 exons.